Molecule: messenger RNA, 1910 nt
Organism: Stegastes partitus (bicolor damselfish)
Lineage: Eukaryota; Metazoa; Chordata; Actinopteri; Pomacentridae
Product: calreticulin-like
Exons: 7
Coding region: 82-1071 (329 amino acids)
Biological process (GO): ERAD pathway; protein folding
Cellular component (GO): endoplasmic reticulum membrane; endoplasmic reticulum
Molecular function (GO): calcium ion binding
Source: RefSeq, a predicted model, not a curated record
UCUCCUCUUCCUUCUCCUCAACCUAUUCGCUGCACAGCACAGGGACUGCACUGUGGACUUCUGCGGGAAAGUAGAGCUGAAAUGGGGAAGAUGCAAGUCUUGGGUGUUGUUGCGGUAGUAUUAGCCCUGUACUGCGUACAUGCAAAGGUUUACUUUCGUGAGGAGUUUCUGGACGGCGAUGAAUGGAGGAGUCGCUGGGUGAACUCCAAACACAAGUCUGACUAUGGAGAGUGGAAACUCACGGCUGGGAACUUCUAUGGAGAUGCGGAAAAAGACAAAGGUACGAGUUGUGAUGAUGAGCUGAGUCACCUGUACACGCUGAUCCUGAAUCCAGAUCAGACCUAUGAGGUCAAGAUUGACAAUGAGAAGGUGGAAUCUGGCAGUCUGGAGGACGACUGGGACUUCUUGCCUCCUAAGAAAAUUAAGGACCCCGAAGCCAAGAAGCCAGAGGACUGGGAUGACCGUGCUAAGAUUGAUGAUGCUGAUGACACCAAGCCUGAGGACUGGGACAAACCUGAAAACAUUCCAGAUCCUGAUGCCAAAAAGCCUGAAGACUGGGAUGAAGAUAUGGAUGGAGAGUGGGAGCCACCCAUGAUCCCCAACCCAGACUACAAAGGAGAAUGGAAACCCAAACAAAUUGACAACCCCAACUACAAAGGGCCAUGGGUGCAUCCUGAGAUUGACAAUCCUGAAUACAGCGCGGAUUCGAACAUCUACAAGUUUGACAACAUUGGUGUUUUAGGUCUUGACCUUUGGCAGGUGAAAUCUGGUACCAUCUUUGACAACUUCCUGAUCACGGAUGAUGUGAAGGAAGCAGAAGACAUUGCGCAGGAGACAUGGGGCGUGACAAAGGAACCGGAGAAAAAAAUGAAACAGGAACAAGAUGACUUGAAACGAAAAGAAGAGGAGGAGAAGAACAAAGAACAAGACACUGAAGCUGAUGAAGAGGAAGACCUGGAUGAAGAGGAAGAUGAGGACGAGGAAGAAGGAGAGGAAGAAAUAAAAGAUUUCGAGGAAGCAAUUUCAGAAAUGGAUAACAAGGAAGCAAAGCCGGACCAUACCGAGCUUUGAGAAGGUGUGGCCAGAGAUAUCCUCUGCCCCUCCUUCAGAAACUCUGUCCUGUUUUUUCCAGGGGUAUUGUGGCUGCUGUGCAUCCUUUCCCUGAGAUUUGGACACAACCCAACUUGGGGGUCUAAUGUAGUAAAUGGGGGCAAGUGGGUGUUACUGGACUUGGUGUCUUUCAUUUUGUUCAAGGUGUAACCCCUGAACUGCUGGUUUGAUUCUAAGGUUUUCUACUGACAAAGUUCAUUCCUCAUUUUUUAAUGACAGAGAAUCGUUGGCACUGUCAUUUGCUGUUUUCUUUUUCUUGUUUUUGUUUUAUUUCCAGGAUUGACACAUCUGCUUUUUUUUUUACAGAUUCCCUUUGUAGCUGCUUGUCAGUAUACCUUGAAAACUAACUAAAAGCUGUGGUAAAUAUUUCUUUCAGCCUAGUGAAAGUAAAGUGCACGUAGCUCAGCAUAUAAUGCAUAAACCAAAAGACUUAACCUCCCAAAAAUCUGAAUCGAGACAAAUCAAGACUAAUGUAUUGUCAUUUAUUUUUGGUUUAAUGUCUGCAGCACUGACUAUUUGUUUUCCAUUUCACACCUUCAGAGCAUAAUCAGGUGAAAUGUUCAGACAUGAAUAAAUCCUAAUCUACUUAAACAAUGUUCUUUUUUUUUUUUUUUUUGUCAUUGAAUUGAUUUCACUCAAACAUGUCUCCAGAAAAAUGUGAUGGGACCUGCAUUGUAUCCUGAAAGUCUGGCCAAACAGAUACUGAGCCCCUGAUGUGACUGCUGUGAGGGUUACACAGUUAUUUUUAUUGGACAGAAUGUUAUUGAUACCAAAGUUUUUAUUAAAAGAUUGAUACCUUA